AUGUUCAAACUGGGCUUCGUCUUCAAGUUUCAGGCGUAUGACGUUUUCCAAGUCGUCGUCGUGUCUCCUGCGGGCAACCUCCUGGGCCUCUAUCCUGCGGAUAGGGAGAUCUCUGAGUUCUCGUUGUAUCACUCUAGCGGGUGGUGCAGCCCGACGACGGUUGAACAUGUCUUCCAGUUGGUCUUCGAGAUCACCAACACCAUAUGGCUCUUGCCUGGCGGCAAUACGUCUGGCCAAGAGUGA
Molecule: messenger RNA, 243 nt
Organism: Colletotrichum gloeosporioides
Lineage: Eukaryota; Fungi; Ascomycota; Sordariomycetes; Glomerellales; Glomerellaceae
Exons: 1
Coding region: 1-243 (80 amino acids)
Source: RefSeq, a predicted model, not a curated record